AACAACGCGGACCACGGAAAAGAGCACAUGCAAGUCAGAAGUAACGGCAUUUGUUUAAGCAGCAUUGUAACGGCAUUUGCCUCAUUUGGUGUUUUAGCAACAUUGUAUUUUUUAUUUUUUGUUUAAACCAUGUUUGUGCGGACCAAAAGAUUUGAAAUGAAACCAACUGUAGCUGUAACCGACUCCGACAUGGAAUGCAUCAAUUUCGGAAUAGAUCUGACAUCGAAGAAGACGCCCAAGCCAGCAGUUUGCAAGACGGUUUGCAAAUGCUUUGCGAUCACUUAUGAGGACUAUUGCCGGCACACCUCGCUGCACGGUGUUCAGUAUCUGGGAGAGGAGAAGCGGCCGUUUAAGGAGCGAAUCUUUUGGCUGUCUGUGUUCGUGGUGUCCAUCUACUGUUGUGCGAACCUAAUCCUGAGUGCCUACACUAAAUGGAAUGAAACGCCAGUGAUUGUCAGCUUUGCGGAGAGAUCGACGCCCGUAUGGAAUAUACCUUUCCCGGCGGUCACCAUUUGCUCGGAGACGAAGCGUGUACUUAAAACGAAAGGCAACAAUUCUUUUGUAAAUCUGUACAGUCAACUCUCGGCUGAUAUGCGAGCCUCACGCGUCUUCCAGCCACCAAAUAUCACAUCCAUUGAAAUGGAGGAGUUCCGUACGCUGCUCCACGUAUGCAAUACGCACAGCAUCCAACAGGAAAUGCCAAUUAUACCUGGUGACAAUCUGGACUACUACAAGCUGCUGGAACGCAUGUUGCCGCCAUUUGACCGCUAUUUUUUCUAUUGCCGCUGGUUGAGCCGGUUCAAUGAGUGCGACAAAUACUUUCGACCAACGCUGACCGAGGAGGGCAUAUGCUAUACGUUCAAUGGACUGCGCCCCACUGAUAUUUAUCGGAAGGAUACCUACCAAUAUCAUCACAGCGUCCAGAAUGUCUCACACUCGACUUGGAGUCUGGAGACGGGCUAUGAUCCAGCGAGCGAUGUGGAAACGUAUCCAGCUCGUGUGCUUAGCGCUGGCGCCCGAUCGGGCAUCUUUAUGACAUUGCAGAGCUUUAAGCAGGAGGUGGACUAUGCAUGCCGUGGACCCGUGCAGGGUUUUAAGGUGUUGCUGCAUGCACCAGAUGAUGUGCCGCAGGUGUCCAAGCAAUUCGUACGCAUACCCAUGGGCAGGGAGGUGCUAAUAGCUGUGAAGCCCAAUAUGAUAACCACAUCAGCGGGCAUUGCCGAGUACCAUCCACUGCGGCGACAGUGUUUCCUCAGCCAUGAGCGUUCGUUACGUUUCUUCAAAGUCUACUCCGAGUCCAACUGCCAACUGGAGUGCCUGGCUAACUUCACGUUGACCAAAUGCGGCUGUGUCAAGUUCUCGAUGCCACGCAGCCUGGACAUGCCGGUGUGCAGUGAGGACAAGAUCUACUGCUAUAAUAUGGCCGAGCGUGAGCUGUUAGUGCGCGAAUUCCAUCGCGUUCGUAAACUUAAUUCAAACAGCGAUAUGUCUAGGGAUUUGGAAACCGCAUGCAAUUGCAUGCCCGCCUGCACUUCGCUCGUCUACAACACAGAAAUUUCGCAGGCCAACUUCGAUUUGCAUGAAAUGUUGGCGGCUGAAGGGGAUACGGAGUUCCUACGCGAUUAUCCGGGCUCUCAGAUGUCCAGGCUAUCAAUUUACUUCAAGCAGAAUCAAUUUAUUACCUCAAAGCGUUCCGAACUGUAUGGCGUAACCGAAUUUUUGGCCAAUUGCGGUGGCAUCUUUGGUCUUUUUAUGGGAUUCUCAAUAUUAAGCCUUGUGGAGAUGUUAUACCACUUUACUUUGCGUUUCGGGGUCAACCUGAAACAAUUGUUUAAAGUGGACUCAUAGUCCAAUGCCAGGUGUAUAAUUUGUGCUGUUCAUCCGCAGCUAUCAUGUUGCGCAUGUAAACAGAUCAAGUUUUUUUUAGUAUGUUA
Molecule: messenger RNA, 1934 nt
Organism: Drosophila hydei
Lineage: Eukaryota; Metazoa; Arthropoda; Insecta; Diptera; Drosophilidae
Product: pickpocket protein 28
Exons: 1
Coding region: 130-1848 (572 amino acids)
Biological process (GO): sodium ion transmembrane transport
Cellular component (GO): membrane
Molecular function (GO): ligand-gated sodium channel activity
Source: RefSeq, a predicted model, not a curated record